UUGUCAAAAAUAUCUACAUAAAAACGUCCUAAGAUCGUAACACCAAAGCAACGCCAUCUAUGAUUGUGUAUAGGUAACUCGGCGUUAUAGUUAGCUAAACUCUAGGCAGGACAGGUCCCGUAAAGCGUAUCACGCUGGACGUAGUCUAGGCCGCGUCGGUACAAGGCCACUGGCGUGCGGACACCACACAUUCGGUAGAGUGGGGAUAAUUCCCAUUGUAUUUUUAUCUAUGAAAUCUGAACAUACUAGAUGUUAGAGGAGUCUUUGUAGCCAGCGUUAUUCUGGGAUUAUGAGACAAUAUUUGCGUCAAGAAAUAAGCGCAGUGGAAUGCCAUACAGUAUUCUGUAAUUCAAUGUUUUGGAUUUUGUUGCUUGCAUUAAUGCGUGAAAGUGUCGUUUACCAAUUAGUGAUUUAUAUAUUUAUCAUUUAUUUAUUUAUUAAAUUAAGACGCAAAACAGAUUACAAUUAAAAACUAAAAAAAAUUAUAAAAUAUACAAACAUAAAACGAGAUUGUAUACCAAAACAUUGCGCCCUAAUACUGGUUAAUUACUUAAAGUGCGGACUAAGAUAAAUUAAAACUAUUGAGUAGUGUAUAGUUAAAAGAUUAAAACAAGAAAAUAGUAUAAGUGUAACUUAACAAUAAAUAACUAACUAUUGCCGCUAGAUAUUCAUUGUUUUAGAAUUCUUGAGAAUGAACAAAAUCCAAAUGGGAGUCUUGGUCGUCUCAUUUAAAUUGAAUUAAAAAAAUCAUGAAUCGCUAAGACGAAAGCAAUAUUAAAGUGACUAUGUCUUAAGCAAUGUUACUUUAGGAAAUGCAUUAGUAAAAAUUUCGUUUUUGCCACAAUUGUAUCUCCAGAUUUUCUAAGAUUUAUGGCUACUUAUUGUUAUGUCAAGUCGUCUAUUUCGUUACUCUCUCAUAAAAACCAGGUCAAUCUUCUAUGUAACUCUCGCUUUAUUCAUUUCAAAAAGCCAAAUAUUCAAAUAUAUUCCUAUUUUUUUCUUUCAAAAAAUUCCCUAUCCUUUCCCGUAUGUAGUUUGGCGGCGCAUUCACGAAUCCUCUGGCAGUAUGGAUUUUCGUGAAGUGCCUACUCGUUUGCUUAUAAACCCUAAACAAGGACUCCGGAUGAGUUCAAAUUGUGGAAAAAAUACAAAAAUUAUACGUUUUUAUUAAUUUGGUACACAAAUUAGUAACUGUAACAGUCUAAAUAUAUAAAAAUAUGUUCGUUGUUCGAUUUAUCGCAGUGACAGUAAUUAUAAAACAUAGCAUUGUAUUAUAUUUAAAUUGUAAUCUAUCUCUCUUAAACGUUUUAUUCGCUACACAGGCGAUUAAUAGUCCUACAAUACAUUUUAAAGGACUUAAAAUAUUAACAAGCGUUAAGUUUCUUUCACUUAAUAUAUCAAAGUGUUUAUAUUGGUUAUGUACGGGGCGAGGUAAUUUACUAUUAAGACUACUUGAUCAAUGACUUGCUAACAUGAUAUUACAGAUAUGAAAAACCUAAUGUUAUAGUUAAACAAUGCAAUGCAAUGUGUAUUUAUUACAAUAGACUAUCAAUUAAAUAUAAAUAAAGUUUCUAGUCAGUUAAGUGAAUCGUUUCCAUUUCACGGACCGCAUGAAAUUGGGGAGAACUGUUAACUGCUUCGUAUUUCUUUUGGGGCCACGUGACAAAUAUUCAAUUUAAAACCUAGCAAUAGCUAGUUCUUGCACUGACAGUAACAACCAAAAUUACUGUUCGUGUCAGAAUUAUGACUUUUGUAUUGUGACAACUUUUAACCGUUACUUUACUUUUAUAGUGUAAGAAUCUAAUUGUAAUAAUGUUAAAACUUAUGAACAAGUAAAUGGAAGUUCAUUGUCUGUGUGUAUUGUGCUAAAUAAAUUAUAUUAAAACAUACAAACAAGCCAUUUAAAACUAUGUCCAUUGUCUAAACAUAUUUUAUAACUAUUUGUUCUUGCAACUGAAUUACACAAGUUGGUGGCCUGAUUCUGACAUAAUCACCAAGCCUGGCACUAAACAGUAGCAACACCCAGAGCUACCAAUUUCAAAGCACUCUGCUCAUCAAAGUUGUAUGUUUCAUUACAACUAGUUUAAUAGCUGCGCAAUGUCCUAUAAUACUAAUAAUUCUAGAACCUUCCGAACACUAAUCCGGCAUGGCAGGAAAAUACGCAUAGAUGCGCCGCCAUGGCCACCUAGUGCGCGCGCGCUUGCUCCAACCUACAAACUGGUCGGAUUUCGUGACACUCGCCUCUACGCGUGUGCACCCAUUCACAACUGUGUUCGUAUAUCCAACCGCCUACCACACGCAUUUUCCGCCGUGUUACACAACUGUGCACUCUAUGCUACAGUGAUAGAGUUGUGCUCUAUUAUAGUAGUUGUUCCGUAAAGUUGUUACGUCACUUGUCAUGGCAUUGGUCGGUUUCGGAAUGAUAAAAUGGGCGUAGUGCGUUAUUAUAGUUGGUGUUUAGAUUUUUGUUACAGUGCCCGGCCGAUAUUCGAGAAAAAAAACCUGUUAUCAGUGUGUGAUAACAUCGUGUUGAAGUAUGAUCUGUGUAUUAAGAGUGAUUAUAUGUAAUGUGAGUAGUGGUGAAGCGAUAGCUUAAUGUGUAGUGGAACGGACUGCCGAGGUCGCAGGUUCGAUUUUGUUAGCAGAAGAGCGGAUUUUUUAAAGGUUUGUCAGUGGUUAAAAUAGAGCAGUAAAAACCAGAUAAGCUAGUCUCCAAUUUUAAAGGUCUAGAACGGGUGGCAGAGGAGUUGAUGGGUCGAAGAAAAUGGAAACUAUACCAGGACGCCUUGAUACCAAAACGGAACGAACCAGAGCCGUCGAGCGAGGACGACUCCAUGCCGGCCACCGACCCACCGCCCGCGCUCAAGAUCAAGACCAUAGAGGAGAUAAACGCGCCCGAAGACGAACGGCCCAACGACGAAGAACCGAAGGUGGAGAGGCGGCAAGAGACGAUCCUCGAGAGCCUGAUCAAGCGGCCCGCCACGCAGCCCAAGCUAGAGGUGGAAGAGCCCGCCGACUGGAAGCCCGCGGACAAGUGUUACUUCUGCGUGGAUGGUGAGCGCGGCGAGGCGGCGCCCGACGGGACCUCUGCCCCCCCGGCGGGCGGCGCGACCAGUCCAGCGUCGGAGUCGGACAGCAGUUCAGUGUCGGGGGCCAAGAGUCCCGCGGCGGCGCCGCCCCUGUUGCAGCACUUGUUGCAGCUGCAGGUGCAGAACCCACAGACCAUCGCGCAGGUUUACCAGCAGGCGUACACGGAGAUGUAUGUGCAGUUCCAGCAGAUGCUGGCCGCGCUGGCGGCGCUGGGGACGGGGCUCGUGCCGACAACGCCGCUCACGCAAGCCUGGAUGAUACAGCGGCUCGCGCAGCAGCGGCAUCACACUGACAGGCUAGGCGAGGGUGACAAGCCGCCGACGCUGUCGUCGCCGAGCCCCGCGGAGCAGCCGCUGGACCUCAGCGCCAAGUCCACCUCCAGCACUAGUGGGACACCGCCGCCGGACUCCAAACUCCUCGACAACAGAUUGAAGCGUGCAUGCGCGGAGAGCGCGGGCUCGGCGUCGGCGUCGCCCGGCAACAGCGUGGCGGGGGUGGCGGGCGCGGCGGCGGGCGCGGCGCGGCGCGGCUACACCGACGACGAGCUGCAGGCCGCGCUGCGCGACAUCCAGGCGGGCCGGCUGGGCACGCGCCGCGCCGCCGCGCUCUACGGCAUCCCGCGCUCCACGCUGCGCAACAAGGUCAGCAAGUUCGGACAUGCGGAGCCGCCCGACUCCGAGCCCGACAGCGACGCCGAUCGGCCCGACUCGCCGCCCUCCGUCAUCCUCAAGAUACCCACGUUCCCGCCGCCGGACGACAAGAGCCCCUCGCCGGCGGCCGCGCCGCUCGCGCCGGUCACGCCGCUGCUGCCGCCGCCGCAGCCGCUGCAGCCCUCGCCCAGCAUGCUGCUGCCGGGCGUGUACGCGGACCCGCCUGCCACCCAACACAUCUUCACCUCACUCAACGACGUCAUCGCCAAGAGCAUCAGCCAGAAGUUCCAGCAGCCGAUCGACCGAUCGCAUCAACCGGACCUACAGUUCCUGCGCGGGCCGGACGCGCGACAUGUGUCCGUCAUCAAAACGCAGCCGGACAACCAGCGCAACUACGCGAUGCCGAGUAACUCGAAGGCACCCGCCAACAACGGACAGCCGGCUGCCGGCGGCAAGGGCACGCGGCCCAAGCGCGGCAAGUACCGGAACUACGACAGAGAUAGCCUUGUAGAGGCGGUGAAGGCCGUGCAGCGCGGAGAGAUGUCGGUGCACCGCGCCGGCUCCUACUACGGCGUGCCGCACUCUACGCUCGAGUACAAGGUUAAAGAACGGCAUCUCAUGAGGCCGCGCAAGCGCGAGCCCAAGCCACCGCAAGAGGUGAAACCACAGCCGCCCAAGCCGCCGCCACCAAAGCCCGCCACCAAGCCGUUUUCGAACGGACUUAACGGGCCCGACACGCCGGGCUAUCCGACCGGCUACCCGUUCUGGCCGGCGCCCGGGUUCCCGCCGCCCCCGGGGCCCGAUCUGUACGCGUCGCACAUGAUGCGGAGGCUGCGCGACGAGGCGCCGCCUCCCACCAACGGCUCGUUCCUCGAGGGCAUCAUCCGAUCGAGCCUGGAGCGCCCGGGCGCGGCAUUGCUGCAGCGGUUGACGGAGACGCGCGCGGGGGCGGAGGCGCCGAGCCUGAUGCGGCGGCUGGCGGGCGAGCCCGACGAGCCGCCCGCGCGGCGCCCGCGCAUCGACAGCUCGGACCACGCGCUGGCGGCGGAGAUGCGCGAGGCGGUGCAGCGGCUGCGCGCGGACAAGCUGCGGCCGCGCAACGGCACGCCGACGCCGCCCGCGCCCGCGCCGCUGUCGCCGCCCGCGCCGCCCGCCGCGCCGCCCGACCGCGCCUAGUGCCGCCCGCGCGCCCCGCUCUACCGCAUGCACUGACGCACGUCGGGUACUGAACGCGAGACGUUCCGAUCUCCUCGCUCUAUGUGAUAAUAUUAUGUAAAGUACAUUCCGUCGGGCGGCGCGACCGCCCGCUCCGAACACUCACCUACUGACAAUAAACCGACACGAUCCCAGUUCCGCCGGCUCAUCCCUUCGUUCCCGCGUUUGUCCACAGCCCAGUGUUCACACACGCGACACAUGACGCGUCCAGUUUCAUUUUCUGCUUCCGUGUACCGCCCCGCUGUACACACUGCAUACACACACCGACACAACACACACACACACACAUACACACACAAACACGACACAUGUAUCACCAAAUAUCACAAUAGUUACCUAAAAGUCACAACCAGUUCAAUAUAUCACAGCUUUACUAAUGCAAUAUCACAAUAUAGUAGUGUUUAGUAUCCCAUGACGGUGUCGGCUGCGUUUGUUGCGACGCUCAAUGUUGUUCUCAUAAAACGCGACAUGCUUUUUGCAUCGCUGUCUAUGAAAAAUACAUAGAAAUCAUUUUUUAAUACAACUUAUUUCAAAAGUGUAUUCGAAUAUUAUAACGACGUUUUAAAAAAAAUAAUGUUAUAGUAGAGAUUUCAAAUUUAAAUAAAUAGAACGACAGUGAGUGUCACAUACGACGCUAGGGUUGUCCAAACUCACCUUAAUCCGGAGAGCCUCGACGUUCGACCUUGUUUUUUAAGUAAAAGACAACCAAAAGUUAAUGUUAUAAAAUUAACUAUUUAAAAGUAAUUUUUAAUUAACUAAAAUGAAAAAAAAACAUUGCAACAAAUUAAUGAUAAAGCUAGCUAUGAGUGUAAAUGUUAUCGAUUUUUAAGUGAACUAUUGCAGAUUUUGUGCAGUGUUUUUAUAAUUAGAUAGGUAAUAUAUUGAAUGAAAUUAUUAGCGCUAAUGGCGGGUAGUGCGGUUGUGGUACUGUCUUUUGUAUCGCGAGAUAAAGGAAAGGCACUAGUAGUAGAGGCGGGGCGCCAGCGCCGCGAGCAGCGGCGAGGCGACGUCGGCUCGCAAGGACUUAUGUGCAAUUAUUAUUUUGUAUAAAAUAAUGGUAAUUUAAAGUGUGUCUAAGCUAACACGUGGAUUUCCAUAUUACUGAAUGUGAUAUUUAGGUAUUACGAGUGCGGUUUGAGUGACGACCCGCGGGGGCCCGCAGGCCCCCCAUCAUUUAUAUACACACGUACGUACAUUAAAUACAUCUAGUGAACUUAUAUAUUUUAUGUACUAUUAUUGUAUCUUAAGAAGAUAUAUUCUUAUUUUUCAUGGUCCAAGUUUUAAAUGUUUUAUCGACUAUACAAAAAUGUGGAUAAUCAUUAUUAUAUUCUUGUCGACUUUAAAAAAUAUAAUUAGCCCAAAAAUCCUCAAAAAAAAAUACUAAAUGAUAUCUUCAAAUUUGUGAAAUUUUUUGGUGUUCAAUCAAAAGUAUAUUAUUGAAGUACGAGAUGGAAAAAAUGUAUACGCUCUCCCAGAUAAAUCUAGGUAAAACUAUUGGAUAUAAAAUUAUCAUACGACACUUAUUGUAAGUUAUGUGUAAAUGUGCGCCUCAUGGAAAUUAAGAAAUCUUUGUAUUAUGUAUGUAACUAAAUAUAUACAUAAUUAUAUUAUAUACAAGUUAAACAUCGUGCAUUUUCUUCGGAGACCACGGAUGUGCAAAAUAGGACUGUUGGAGUGUGGUUUCGACGUUUCGACAUGCAUUGCAUACUAUUUACCCGCGGACCGACUAUUUAACAAACAAUAUCCAAAUCAAAAUACAUAUCCCCAGUGCCGAGAUGUCGAAUGCAUUCUCUGUUAAUGAAAAAUACAAAAAUUUUUAUAUUCAAAAUUUACUAGUCGAUAGCAUACUUUCACCUUUGUUUCUCUCUGUGCAUAAUUUUCGACGUAUUUUUAGCGUUUAGUAUUUAAAAAAUCUAAAAAACGUUACGUGCAUUUAUCUCAUUGAGUACUUUUAUACAUUGAAUAAAAUAUUUACCGUCGUGUUGACAACCCUACCAGACCGCAUUUCGAAUUUAUUCGAAAACACAAACUAUAAAAAUUCGUAUUAUAUUUAUUAAUACUACACUACCAGACCGCAUUUCGAGUUAUUCAAGAAAAGAAACAAAUUAAAAAUGGAUUUUUUCUUUUUUUUCGAAACUUUGCCUAGGGACCUACUACCAGACCCGCAUUUCGAAUUUAUUCGAAAAGGAUUUUUUAAAAUCGAACAAGUUCUUUUUUUAAAUACGUACACGGACCUGUGUGUUAUGCCUGACAUUUGUUGAUAGCUUAAAAAAGGUUAUUUUGUGUAAGUUUGUACAGAAAUAGGAUGGGACAAUUUGCAAAGAGAAUUUAGAUAAUAAUCAACAUUCCGUUUAGAAUGUUACUAGAUUUUUUUAAUUAUAAUAUAAAUAUUUUUUGAAUCGGGAACAAAUCAUUAUGUUAUUUAAUCUUAUUUUGUAACGUUAGUUAAUUUUAAGUGGCUUUAUUUUAAAUAACCCUAUAUAUUAAUUAUAUUGAGAUGUUAAACAUGUCAUUGUUUUAUGUGAAAGCGUACGGGGUUCCCUAUUCCCGGGACACAAAGAGAGUUCGCGACUGAUAUGUAGUAGAAAUGGCGACGUGGCUCACACGCGCUCGGUCUGUACAAAUGGUAUACGCCGCCUUAACACUUAAAAUGUUAUUUACAGCGAUGCACCACACAUUUAAAAUAAUCAACAUUCUAAGCGCGUACAGUUAAUUCCAAAGCAUCUCAUGUGUGUUGAUUAUUUUAGACGAGGCUGGAGGCGGUUGUUGUCAGAGUCCACUAAAAAGUAAAAAUUUAAAUCUGCCUCUAUUCAAAUACCUCAAUAGCAACAAUGGAGUUUCAUUCGACGAUGAUGUGGGCCGCAGUGCCUCGGACGACAGCCGCCCGGCCGCGCCGCUCGCGCCACGAGAUCGCUCGUUUAUUAGUGAAUCAUUUUUAUUGUAUAUUGUUCGAACAUUUUUUUUUCCACAUAGUUUAAGCAUUUUAGUUGAUACUGUAGUGUAAUUUUUCAAUUAAUAGGUAGCCGGUAGUAAUUCUUUAAUAUUUUGUUAAUUUUUUUCGUAAAUAUAAUAAAUUCUCCGUAAGGGUUAGAUUAGAGUCUUGAACGGUCCUCGAUCGGUCCAGGAACAAAAAGACAACGGACGGGAGUUGCAUUUCAUUAAUUAAACAAAUGAUAAUAUAGGAAUCCGCGAGACGCGAACCGACCACUAUGUGCAAACUGCAUACAGCCAGCGCGCGCUCUCCAUGUUCCAACGGAGGCGAGUGCAUUGUUCUCAUUUUGAAUUUUUAAAAUUCGACCGCCGAGUUACGGAGUUCGAAUUUUGAAUUUAAAACGAGACGUGUUAGUCGAGCUGGGAUUUCGCGGGGAACUCGUAAAAGACAUUGCCAGAUCUUAUUUGUAAGCAUUUUGAACAGAAGUUGUUUGUUUGUGUGACUGUACCUAACUGUAUGCGCGUUACUGCGCGCGCGCCCGGGGGUAUGUUGCAGUUGUUGUGCCGGCGCGAGCGCGACGCCGCGGCCUCGGUGCGCGCGCGGGGAACGGGAUUAUGUUUCUCUAAUGUAAGAUCACCUUUAUUGUCACUAAUUGUUUUCCUUUUUACAUCUCGUAUGUAUUUUCUAGAUGAUUAAUUUUUAAUAAUUAUUGUACUAUUAUUACAAUAAUUCGACUUAUUAUUAUUGACAUUUAGAAUUAUCGUGGAAAGGUAUAGUGUAACGGACGUUCUAAAGGAUCAAGGCGGCGCGCGCGCACCCGCGUCGCGUCGCGUCCACACAUUAUUUUGUUUAAGUAUAAAAAGAAUAUGUACAAGACGAAGCAUUUAAUUUUAGACAUAUUAAAUAUAAUGUUAUGUUUAUGAAACGGUACGGUGUUGAUUGGACUAGAAAAUGUUUUAAAAUGUAAUAUAUACGAGUAAAUUGAACGCUUAAGCGAGGUAACAUCACAUUGCUGGGGGACGCCUCACGCCACUUCCUCUACACGUACACGUUCUGUGCCGCCGGUUUGAGAUUACGUGUUUCUUUUCGCAAUCCCGAGCAGGCAGCGGACCGACGCGUAAUGUAGAAAUGUUAUCGAUAAAUGUAAAACGCUCACAUUUCAUUUUUUAAAUAAUAUAUAAACUCCGAAAAGAGCUAAUAAGAUCAAAUUAUAAUAUUGUUAUUUAAUUAUUGAGUACAAGUUUAUAUGAAAUAUUUUUUUUUCAAUAUACCCUCACUCGCCUCUAUAUUUUUUUUGUUAUUUUGUUCCUUUAGUUUUUUAUUACAAUUGUUUAAAUGUCAUUGAUAGAUUUCGCCUUAAUUUAAGCGACUCAUUGAUGAUUAUUUUUUAUUAAACUUUAUAUAAAAUAAAGCUAUUAUAUAUUUUUCAUUUCCUCAGUAAGUCAAGUGAUGUUAGGUCCUCCCGCCGCGGGAGACCUCAAAAUGAUCAAUUGGCGAUUACAAUUGGCCCAAACAUUAUUGUAUUUAAAAAAAAUCUAGUCAAAUUUUUAGUAUGAAAAAAAUUUCGACAAUGUUUCGACUGAAAUUUUUGAUAGUUGAGAGAAAAAUGUGGAAAAUUUUUAAAACGUCCAAAAAUUCGAAGUCGCCAGGCGACUUUAAAGUUAAUUUGAAAAAGACCGAUUUGACAUUGUGGAAUUGUAGAUAAUAUUAUAUUAAAAUUGUUUCUUACGUACUUUGUAACUUUGGAUGGGACAAUUUUGAAUGAAAAAAAAAACUGUUUUUUGUUCAUCGUGUAUUGUCCCGUGUCUAUAUGGUGUUUAUAACUUACGUUAAAUAUAUUAACGAGAUGGCUGGUUAGGCAGGUGUGAGAAUGCGAAAAUAUUUAAAAACCUGUAUACAAUAAAUUUCUUUCAUUUGUUGAA
This is a messenger RNA of Manduca sexta (tobacco hornworm), 9809 nucleotides long. It is a transcript of the gene Eip93F, whose product is annotated as mushroom body large-type Kenyon cell-specific protein 1. The transcript is spliced from 6 exons. The record is from RefSeq and is a predicted model, not a curated record. Gene Ontology annotation, biological process: regulation of transcription by RNA polymerase II. Gene Ontology annotation, cellular component: nucleus. Gene Ontology annotation, molecular function: DNA binding. NCBI's taxonomy places the organism in Eukaryota, Metazoa, Arthropoda, Insecta, Lepidoptera, Sphingidae. The coding region runs from base 2751 to 4916 and encodes 721 amino acids.